GCUGUUGCUAGGGGAGGAGCGGCGGGGCGGUGGAGCGCUGCAGCAGGCGACCACGACCCACGCUCCGCUCUCCCGCUUAGUCUCCCGCGUCGCCUGUUGCUGGUUCCUCUCGGCCGCCGUUUCGCGCAGGGACAGACAGCCCGAGAGGGGGUCAGGGAGCGGGCAUCUUCCGUCUCCCGCCUCUCCCCGCUCACAGGUGGACGCGAGUGUGUCCCAGCGCGUGGACGCCAGUGAGUCCCCCGGCGCGCCCCAGAACGCGCGAGCCAAGACUUCGGGCGCGGAGCGGCUAUGAAUGGGACCUUCCUGAACCACAGCGGUCUGGAGGCGGCGGGCGGCUUGGGCGGCGGCGGCGGGGCAGCCCUAGGGAACCGCAGCCACGGGCUGGCCACGUGGCUAGGCUGCUGCCCCGGGGGCGCGCCGCUGUCCGCCAGCGAUGGUGUCCCCGCGGGGCUGGUGCUCGAUGAGCGUAGUCUGUGGGUGUCGCGUGUGUCUCAAAUCGCCGUGCUCUGCGUGCUGUCGCUCACCGUGGUCUUCGGCGUUUUCUUCUUGGGCUGCAACCUGCUCAUCAAGUCGGAGAGUAUGAUCAACUUUCUGGUGCAGGAGCGCCGGCCCUCCAAGGACGUGGGCGCGGCGAUCCUAGGGCUGUACUGAGCGCCACCUGGGCCCGCCCUCGCUGGAAGGACACGGAAAUGGGAGGCCAGGACCCUCGACCCCCUCUCGGGGCUCUGAGCGAGGGGCAACGACUUGCCGCGGGCGCCCGGGUCCGGGACACUGCGGGACUCGAGGCGGCGGCGCGGGAAGGGACUGUCACACCUGGCUCCGUCCUGUGUGCGCAUCAGCGUUGGGGAAAGGGGAGAAGGAUGGGGGUUCUUAACCGUUUUUUACAAAAUAAGUUGGGCGGGAUGGGAGAAGUUAUGAGAUGCAACUUGGGGCUAAGGUCACUCGCAUGGUAAAUUUGUGUAUAUGUAGGUAGGGUGGUGUGGGGGCGAGAUACAGCAGGGUGGUGGGGGCGAGUUGUUGACGAAUCCGAGUCGCAGAGCUUGUGGGCGACUUGAUUUUGCAUUUGAAAAUAAAUCUUGUAAUAAAACUGCAGCCGUCGGGCUUCUGGCAGCUCCCCACCGGAGCCUCUGUGGGGUGUGUGUGGGGUGUGUGUUUGUGGGAACGGGGUGAGUGGGAGGUGUGUAUCCUAGCAGCAAUCGCUUUAAGCUGGUCACUGGACACCUGGCCACAGGACUGGGAGCCAUCGGGCGUUCCUGAGGUCGGUCUCCCAAAACGGAGAAAAGGAACCGUUUUUCUACACUGACAGCCAGCCAGCCACGGAGGCGCAGGUCCUGCAGGACCGCAGCACAGUUGGUGAGAUUAAUUAAAUCACUGGGAAAUUUGAUCUAUUCUGUGAGAUGAAAAAAAAAAUCAGUGACUUGCGUCCCAAAGGGGAAAACAACAAAAUUAAUACAUUAGGACAGUGCACAAAUAAAAUUUAUUUUAGGGGGAACUAGAGCUAGUUAAAAAAUUAAAUUAUAGUGCCCAAAGCUCCAUUUCAAGGCUCGUUUUGACCCCACCCUUGUAGAGGGUAGGUGAGUAGAUUCUGAAGUGUCCUUGGUUUGGGGAGGUGGAUGAGGGGGCGGUAAGCUUGGGAGAGGGUUUUGUGGUCAGGAUCCAGGACAUUUAAAACGGUGAAAAUGGCCUCCAAAUGCUGUGUGUUUAGAAAUUGGGAACCUCUCAUUAUAAGAUGCCCCCUGCUGACCAGAACCCUGGCACCUCUUGUAUGUAGGUGUGGAAUUUCCUUAAAACUGUGUUAAACUGUAAGAACCUUGGUACUCCAUGGCCAAGGGGGAGCAGGUGGCUCUGCUGUCUGCAAGUGCCUGGCCUGGGGGCUGAAACUGGGGGUAGGAGGACAGGAGGAAAGAAAGCUGGACUUGGGAUAGCCUGUGUACACAUAUCCCCUUAGCCCUAGUGCCAACCCCACUCUGGCACCCUGGUGCUUGGAAGAUUUUGGGGGGAGAAUUCUAAUGCAUUUCUCCCUUUGCUCUCUUUUGCCACGGAUGGAAGUGAAGGUUAAUGAGAAGGAAGAAGGCUGAGCUUCACUUGGCUUUGGGAAGAGGGGGAAAGGGAACACCAUCAUCUCAUGUCUUCAGCAGUAGUUCAUAGAAGGGGGCAGUAUCUCAACGAAAGCAUAGAUGGUCACUGACUGUGAAGGAUCCAGGAUCUUCCUGGCUCCUGAGUCGUCCUGUGUAGUCAGAAUCAUCACCGUCAGGAUGUGUCCCCUUCCCCCAUCCCCACACCCCACCUCAGCCUCAGACAGGGGAAGAGUUUGUCCAGUUAGGACAGGCCAGUAAAGGCCAGGGGCCAGAGACCACUUGCAAAGUGUUUAUGGUGCAAAAGUCCCAAUGUGGAGAAUGUUCUAUUGACAGUUUGGUGUCACUUGCACGUGGCCCAGCCUGAUCCGGAGAGAGCAGCCUUUAAUGAUUUGGGCAACCUGGGUAUCUGGUUUCGUGUAGCACAGGUGGCUGGAGCCUGGGCUGACCCAGUGGCCUGAAGAAUGCGGCUCAGACAAACUCCAAAUCACCAGAAAAUGGGAGUUUCAGGAGGAACAGGAACUUAGACACUGAUUUCCGGCUAACCAAUUUAGAAUGAACACUAUGAGAAGUUUCUUUCUUGCUUUUUUUUUUUUU
Hipposideros armiger (great roundleaf bat) is the source of this 2672-nucleotide messenger RNA. It is a transcript of the gene RPRML, whose product is annotated as reprimo like. The record is from RefSeq and is a predicted model, not a curated record. NCBI's taxonomy places the organism in Eukaryota, Metazoa, Chordata, Mammalia, Chiroptera, Hipposideridae. The transcript has a single exon. The coding region runs from base 289 to 651 and encodes 120 amino acids.